AUGUUGACCGAUUGGCUUCGAACGCGACGGAGCCGCUUCGUCUUCUUCCUCCUUUGCUCUCCUUUACUUAUCCCUCUUCUCUGCGCCUCAAUCCCUAUCCUUUGCGCCGCCGAGAUCUUUAGCCGCCUCCGUAGUCGUCACCCUUGGUUCGCUAAAUCUGCCGCUGAAGAAGACGAUUUAAGGCUCCGGAGGUGCGAGGAAGGAUGCGGAUGCGGCGGAUUUGGACCGGAUCAAGAGGAAGAAGAAGAAACGGGUUUGCUUCAGAGAUACUUGGAGGAUCAAUGGGCCGAUCUGUAUACUUUUAAAUUCCGAUCAACUGUCUCUUUGAUUCGAGAUUUUACUGUGAAAUCUUCCUUCAUCAUCACUUCGUCGAUAAUCUAUUAG
Molecule: messenger RNA, 384 nt
Organism: Arabis nemorensis
Lineage: Eukaryota; Viridiplantae; Streptophyta; Magnoliopsida; Brassicales; Brassicaceae
Source: the annotation of a GenBank genome assembly